ACUUCCCCACUCUCAGCUCCAAACAAAGGAAACGAAGGAAAAUCCCCGCCCACCCACUCACUAAUCACUUUCUUCCCUGCCCCACUCGCGCCGAGUGCGGCCGGCGGUACGGAAGCACACGCGCGGUCCCCCUCUCCCUCCGCCCACCCAAUGGCCCUCUCUCAGUUUCAGCUUCAGCUGCCUCCCUCUCCCUCCGCCUCUCCUUUCGAUGAUAUAAUCCAUCCAUCCAUCCUCCCCUCCUUUCUCUCUCCUCCACUCCUUUCAUUACCUCCCCCAAGCCAACACCUCAUCUCCUCACAUUUCCCCCUCUCAACUAUUAUGUGGAGCUCCUCAAAUUUCUCCAGCUCUCCGCUUCACGCAUUACUCGCCUCCUCCGCCACCUCCCGCUCGCUCGCUAGGGUUUCCUUCCAUCCUUCCUCUCUAAAUCUCUCCUCUCGGCUCUCCAGCUUGGCGUCUUCCGCUCCGCCUUCGUCUUGGAUCUCGUCGGCACGACUUGCCGCUGGUGCUCGGAGGUCCGCGUGUCCCUGCGUGCUGUACUCAUUCAGAAUCAAAGGAAUGGCUGAGCUCGUCCAGGACAAGGACGCCACUGUCACUGCUUCCGGCUCCGGUGACGAUCCAGAGAAGUCGAACGAGGAAGUGAAGCACUCGCGCACUUUCAUUGAGGCGAGGUCUGAAGAAGAGCUGCUUUCUGGAAUCAGAAAGGAAGCAAAAGUCGGAACACUGUCUCCAAAUAUGGCAGCAGCAAUGGAAGAAUUGUUUCACAAUUACAAAAAUGCAGUUCUCCAAAGUGGGAUUCCCAAUGUGGAUGAGGUUGUACUAUCAAAUAUGAGUGUUUGCCUUGAUCGAGUUCUAUUGGAUGUAGAGGAACCUUUUGUCUUUUCUCCAUAUCAUAAAGCACUACGGAAGCCUUUCGAUUACUACAUGUUUGGCCAGAAUUAUAUUCGUCCUUUAAUUGAUUUUGGGAACUCAUAUGUCGGAAAUAUCUCAAUAUUUUAUGAUAUUCAGGAGAAGCUUCAGCAGGGUCAUAAUGUUGUCUUUAUCUCCAAUCACCAAACAGAAGCAGACCCUGCUGUUAUUGCUCUAUUGCUUGAAAUGACACACCCAUACAUUGUAGAAAACAUGACUUAUAUAGCUGGAGAUAGAGUUGUGACAGAUCCUCUUUGCAAGCCUUUCAGCAUGGGAAGGAACCUAAUCUGUGUGUACUCGAAAAAGCACAUGCUUGAUGUUCCCGAGCUUGUUGACAUGAAAAGACGGGCAAACACUCGGAGUUUGAAAGAAAUGGCUGUGCUUCUAAGGAGUGGAUCCCAAUUAGUUUGGAUUGCACCAAGCGGUGGUAGAGAUCGGCCUGAUCCUAAGACGGGAGAAUGGCAUCCAGCACCAUUUGAUACAUCUUCUGUGGACAACAUGAGGAGGCUCGUAGAACAUUCUGGUGUUCCUGGCCAUAUAUAUCCUUUAGCACUGUUGUGCCAUGAUAUCAUGCCACCUCCGCUUCAGGUUGAGAAGGAAAUUGGAGAGAGAAGAGUCAUUGCUUUUCAUGGAGUUGGAUUAUCAAUCGAGCCGGAAUUCAAUUUCAAUGAUAUUACUGCCUCCUGUGAAAACUCUGAGCAGGCUAAAGAGACAUAUUCCCAGGCACUAUACAAGUCCGUGAAUGACCAAUAUGAUGUCUUGAAAUCCGCUAUACAUGGAAAACAAGGAAUUGAAGCGUCAACUCCGUCCAUCUCAUUGUCACAACCUUGGAAUUAGGAUGACUGCUGUGCGCUUUCCAGGCGCUGCAAAAGGUUUUCCUCGUUACUUGGACAUAGUGCGUGCAACUUGCGGACACGGGAACUGUGCUGGCCCUAUUUUAUGUGCGAGAGAGAGAGAGAGACAGAGAGAGGGAGGGGGAAGCCAGGAACUUCUCCAUUCAAGCCCUCAAGGACGAAGCUUCCGUGAAAAGAAAAACCUCUCAAGGGAAGUAGUAAGUACUCUCUCUGUACUGUGUCUCUCUCCCCCCCUCUCUCUCUCUACUGUGCAUACUUUGUGCUGUUUCUACUGGGAGCUGACUCACCUCAAAUCCACACAGUCUGCUACUGUGGACAGACAGCUGAUCAGCAGGAGACCAGCCCCCUCCCAUCCCAUCCCACCCUUAAUAGCCGGUAAUAGAGGGGCCCCCUUUACAUCCCAAAUUAGUAGUAGUAACGGUAACGGUAGGAUUAUUUUUUGAAUUCUUUUAGUUCAUGUUCCCCCAAACCCUCCGCAAGCAAGGAAGCCCCUUCAAUUUUGGUGGCGUCCAAAUAAUUGACACGAGAUUUUAUCUUCUUCUUCUUCUUAUUGCAAACAUAUCACGAGCGCUGUUAAAUGCCAGCUGUCCCUUUUAAAUCUUUGGUUUCAGUGGGGUGAUUUACUUCCACCCCCUUAGUUAAUAGUAGAGGAAGAGUAAUACUAAUAAUAGAUUCAUUCAAUGCCCGAGCUAGCUAUUACCCUAUUACCUGAGGCAUGUAUAGGGGGUUGUUCACUACUUGGCUGUUGAAUGAAUCCAAUUAGUUGUGUGUUCUGUCUC
Molecule: messenger RNA, 2539 nt
Organism: Punica granatum (pomegranate)
Lineage: Eukaryota; Viridiplantae; Streptophyta; Magnoliopsida; Myrtales; Lythraceae
Source: RefSeq, a predicted model, not a curated record